This is a messenger RNA of Cladophialophora immunda, 381 nucleotides long. RefSeq lists its product as uncharacterized. Lineage: Eukaryota; Fungi; Ascomycota; Eurotiomycetes; Chaetothyriales; Herpotrichiellaceae. Bases 1 to 381 code for a protein of 126 amino acids. The record is from RefSeq and is a predicted model, not a curated record. The transcript is spliced from 3 exons.
AUGGCUGAUCAGUGUUCCAACGAUGCUUACUCUCGCGUGGGCAUCUGGAUCCCUGUCACCGACCCGGCCCGAGCUCGCAAGUUCUACUCCGCGGUGUUGGGCUGGACGUGCAUGGAAAACGGCGCCCCUUCCCCGAUCGCAGGCAUCAAGGAGACCUACUUCUUCACCAAAGGGAACAACGUAAACGGCUGCUUCUGCCUGAUGGACCAGGCCAAGAUCAUCGACACAAGGGAUGCAGCGGACAAGGACCGUGUCGGUGUCCACACGGUGUUUGCUGUCAAGGAUAUUGCGGAGUCAUUGGAUCUUGUGCAGCAGCAUGGGGGUCAUAAACACCUUGACAAGACCAUGGAAUUCGGAUGGAUGCUGCAGAUGGUGAGAUAG